AUGUCCACCUCAAAAACGGUUGUUAUUGACACCUCGGCGACACACCAUGACACCACAAACGGAUGGAGCGACGACUCGGAUCAGAGCCAGGACGAAAGCAGCUACUACGUCCCCAGCAUACCCUUCAACCAGCGGCUUGCAGCCCUCGACCCUGCAUUGUACCAAGGGUCAGGGGAUGAUUUCUGCACGGAGGAAAACUAUGACCAAACGAGCGCAUACAUCAACCACCAGCUCAAUAUUCACGGCUUCUCGUCAAACCUCCAGUUCAUCGGCGCUGAUAAGCAUGCUGCUUCCAGGAUAGUCACAGCCCUAUACAAGAUCCUUCAGCAGCACUUGAAAGACUCGGAGUACAAGGAGGAGAUGGACUUGAACUGGAGGAGGCUUUCUCAGGAUUAUGAUACCACUCUCCACAACCUCAACACGACAAAGACACAACUGGAAAAGGCUGGGCGGGAAACAGACAUGCUGAGUGCCAGGGUCGCUGGACUAGAGGAUGAAGUCAAGGCCGAGGCGGAGAAACAUCGGUAUACUAGAGAGGAGCUCAAGUCAUCUAAAGCGAACCUCCAGUAUUCAAAGACGCAGUACGCUCACGAGUCGCGGAAAAAGGAACAGGAAGUGAAUGCGCUAAAGGAGAAACUGCAAAAGUCGAUCAGCAGAGGCCAGUCGUUCAAUAGCUCGUCGUCAACGAUACCCGGGGGUAUUACUAUCCUCAACCCUGUUCCACGGCCCUUGUACGGGAAGACUCAUACGAACGAGGCCGAACUGCUGUUGAAAGAGGUGAUUGAGCAGCAGCAGACCAAGGAGAAUGAGAUUGUGGAAGAAAACGAGCAAUUACGGAGGACUCUUUAUACCGUUCAAGUGGAGCUGGAAGGGUUGCUGAAGAAGCACUCGAAUCUGAAAAACUCUACCAACAAUGCAUAUGGACUACCGUUUGAGAUGGUGAAAGACAGGAUCGAGACGGAGAUUAGGGACACGUUGACGUUGAUGAGCGACCAAUGGGAUCAUCGGCCGUCUCUCGAGCCUGUCAUCUCUCCGAGUGAGAUUGUUGUCCGUGACCAGAGGAUCGAAGAUCUGCAAAAAGAGAUUGAAAAGUUGCAGCUAGAGCUCGAGGACUCGACCCUGCUGGUUCAGGGUGCUCAAAAGAUGAUUGACAAUCUCUCGAGCGGCAACUUUUUGGGCGGCCUGCAGGAUCUCAAGUUGAAUGUCGAAGGGUCUGACAUGACACUUCAAGAGAUUGACGAGGCGGAGGACAAGAUCCGGAAGCAGCGUGAGGAUCUGGCCAAAGAGAGGAAAAGGUUUACACAGGCCUGUCUGGAUCUUGGCAAGGAGCGCGAGGAGCUGCAGCGGGCCAAGGAUGAGUUUGAGGAGAGUAAGCGAACCUUCCGACUGGAUAAAGUUGUUGACUUUUUGUCCUUCUCGCCGGUUAAGGAGCCAGCCACCAGGACCCUGGAUGUGUCUCCGCCACCAUCUGUACCAGCGGCAGCACCUGCACUAACACGGGGACGAGCACCAGUACGAGCACCACCUUCGCCCACACCCACACCCACUAUGGGCGCCAGCUCUAGAAAACGUGUAGCAACUUCGCCCUUGCCUUCCUUCUCGACGCUCAACAACGGUCGCUCAGUCAGACACAAGACCAAGACGACUGUGAUUGAGGUGCCGGAUGAUGAUGACGACGAAGGUGAGCAUGGUGUCGCUGUCCCUGAACAAGGACGAGUUCAGGAACAGUGGAGACGCAACCAGAACACGACUGUGUUUAACGAGGACGAGCCAUUGGAAGAGGAUGAAGAGGAUGAACAGCUGGUUCGCACCAACAACAACCACAGCAACAGCAACAACAACAACAAAGCGCACAAGGCCACGAAGGACUCUUUCCCGACAUUCGGUGUUCCGGGAAUGCCUCGAGGUGCUUUUGGCUCUUCUACAGUAGCGGGGGCAGCAAGGGCAGGUCAGCUUGAGAGCCAGAGCCAGACAACGGCCACUUUAGUUGUUGCAACCGCAGACGGGUCGUCGUUGAAACCUACGACGACUCUUGGAUCAUCAACGCCUGGACGGUCGGGACCCUCCAGCACGUUUACGACAUCUACUCCGACUCCGUUUGUGAUAUCGUUCAAUGAUCCCAGUCUGUCCACAGCGACUCCUCGCUCGCAGACUCCUGUCACGCCGGUGACAUCUUCGUCGUCGACACUUGCGGCUGCUGCCAAGUCUCAGCCGUUCAACUUUACUGCGACCCUGCCUCCCAACACUACCUUCAAAAGCCUGUCGUCAAGGCCAGCUGCAUCAACAUCAGCACCAACAUCGACUGCAGUUGUGCCCUCUCUCUCGUUCAACCCUCGUAUCAACAACAACGACAAAAACAGCCGCCCUAGUACAACAACAGCAUCUGCAACGCCGUCGUGGUCAUCUGUACCAGCUGUUGCAACCUCAGUCCAGCUCCCAUCACUCAAUGCCUCUGUCAGGAUGCCCUCUGCCCUUACAAAGGCUGCAGCACACCUUGCAUCCAGGAAGGCAGGCAUCACUGCUGCACCGUCAACCAGCAGUAGUAGAAGUGGGACGCCGUUGUCAAGUUUUACUGAUACCCGACGAGCUACAGAGUCAGGUCCUGGUAGUAGGAAUGACUCAGUACCGUCGUCCAUAUUCUCUCGUCGUCCCAAGGCGUAA
Messenger RNA from Linnemannia hyalina, 2661 nucleotides. Lineage: Eukaryota; Fungi; Mortierellomycota; Mortierellomycetes; Mortierellales; Mortierellaceae. The record is from the annotation of a GenBank genome assembly.